AUGGCAAGAACUAAGCAAACAGCAAGAAAGUCCACUGGUGGUAAGGCCCCAAGAAAGCAGCUAGCUUCUAAGGCAGCCAGAAAAUCCGCUCCAUCUACCGGUGGUGUCAAGAAACCUCACAGAUAUAAGCCAGGUACUGUCGCCUUGAGAGAAAUCAGAAGAUUCCAGAAGUCUACUGAGCUAUUGAUCAGAAAGCUACCAUUCCAGAGAUUGGUUAGAGAAAUUGCUCAAGAUUUCAAGACUGAUUUGAGAUUCCAAUCCUCCGCCAUUGGUGCUCUACAAGAAUCUGUCGAGGCCUACUUAGUGUCCUUGUUCGAAGAUACAAAUUUGGCUGCCAUUCAUGCCAAGCGUGUUACCAUCCAAAAGAAGGAUAUCAAAUUGGCCAGAAGAUUAAGAGGUGAAAGAUCUUGA
Messenger RNA from Lachancea fermentati, 411 nucleotides. The record is from the annotation of a GenBank genome assembly. NCBI's taxonomy places the organism in Eukaryota, Fungi, Ascomycota, Saccharomycetes, Saccharomycetales, Saccharomycetaceae.